GAACAAAGGAAUUAUCAUGGUGACUUUCAAUGCAGAUGUACUGGCCUGUGGCAGAAAAGUUGUUAAUAUUUCUACCCUUGCAGAUCAUUUUGACCAUAUAAAGGAAAUUGCAGGCUCAGAAUCGAUAGGAAUUGGUGGUGACUAUGAUGGAGUAGAACGCUUUCCUGAGGGAUUGGAAGAUGUCUCUAAAUACCCUUCUUUAAUAGAGGAACUUCUUAGAAGAGGCUGGAAUGAAACUGAACUGAAAGGAGUCUUAAGGGAGAACUUUCUCCGUGUCUUCAGGGAAGUAGAAAAUGUGCGGAAUACUUUUGGAGUCAUGGACGUAGGUGAAAGUGAAAUUCUGGAAGAAGUACAAAAUUCCUGUCGCCUAGACCUACGUAAGCCUCAGCUUCAGCCAUCCAGGUCCUUUGGAUUUCCUUCUAUGGCACAACCUCUUAGUCUGACACUUCUGUCAUGUUUAAUGCUGCAUUAUGUAUCGUGGAUCUAUGGAGCCUAGAGAGAGAUUUGUGGAGUACUCUGAAACUACUUCUCUUUCUGUGAUUUCUUAAUGGAAAACUAUAAUCAAUUAAAAAAAUAAUUUCUAUAAAUUCAUAUGCAUACUUGAAAAAUCUUGUAAAUUAUAAAUUAUGUAGCAAAAGUAUUUAGAAUUUUAAUAUCAUCUUGGCUAGACCAGGACCUACAUUGUUAAUGGAGGAUAUUCACAUUUAAAGAACAAAUUCUAUAAUACUUGAUGCAUGGUUUUGGUACCCAUAUUGUGGAAUAAAUACUGGAAUCCAGAACCAGCAACUCCACACAGGAAUUAGAGAUUAUGAUUAAGACAUCUGUGCCAAGAAGUUUUCAAAUAUUACUUCUUGUUAAAUCAUACAACUUCCAUCAAUAGUUGAUGGCUUACUCAGAGAAGGCCAUCCCCUGCCAUAUGGGGAUAAGUGCUUUUUUUGGUUUGCUUGGGGUUAUUUUUUUUUGUAGGAUGACAGAAUGAGUGACAAACCUAUUCCAGUUUAAACUGCAUGACUACAACUAGCUUUAGAGACCCAUCCUGCAGUACUAAACUCUUAUUUUUGAACCCUGAUCAGGAGAGUGGGCAACUGGACAGAUGCUGAAGGGUGGAGGUAGAUCUCUCACAUUCAGGUGCAGACAAUAUUGUAGAUAAUUUUCUAUAAUUUGUGAACAACUGUUUGCAGCAUUUUCACGAUGAUGGGAGCAAGAACAAGUCAGGGCAAAGCAGGGAUUCUGGCUGGUAAGAGGGUUGUGGAAAUAUUUUUGACAUUUAAACAAUUAUCCUUAUCAGUAACAUAUUUUAUUAUCUCAUCUCUAUUCUAGCUGGCUAAAAUCAGACCAUGGCCAGUGGAAUCAUAGACAUGAGAUUAGGGAGAGAUCUUUUUAUUAUAAAUCUGCUGUUUUGGCCUUUGGAAUAUAUUUUGAAAUACACAAGGUGUGUGAGGUUAGAUACUCCUGUUGCAGAGAAGAGCAUAAAUUGAGAUAGGCCUGUUCUUUGUAGGUUCAAAACUGACACUUUAGUCAAAUAUACUGAGAUUCAUUAUGAAAUUGUAAGAUAGCAGCACCACAUUGCUUUUGUAUGGUCAGUUCCCAGUGCUUGCUGGUAAGUGCUUUCCCAUGAUACUUGCUGUUAAUUGUGAUUUUAUGAUGCCAACUUUUAUUUACUGAUAUGACAUCUACAGAAUUUAGCCUUAAUGUAGAAUAAAAGCCUUGUAAUUGAUCUAAGGAAAGCAUUUGUAAACACACAAAGUAUUCAACAACUGAAAGAGAAGGCUGAGCAUGAACAGGAUGAAAAACAUUAUUUUUUUUUUUCUAGAGGAAUUUGAGACUGUUUCUACCAUCCAUUUCUGCACUCCAGGGUUUCUGGAAGGAUCCUGUUCUUUUAUAGCUUCAAAAUUAAGCUUCAUUAAUUCUUUUGAUAAGAUGGUCUCCUUGAUAAAUAUAUUCUAAUUAUACUCCUGUACAUUACCAAAUUCUUUACAAAUCAUGUGGAACAAUAUAGUUGCACACCAAAAAAGUCAACUUUUAAAGAAUAGUUUCUUAAUAAAUACUGAUCCUAGAUAUGCAUGUAGAAAAGGGAAUUACUGAUUCAGUAAUUCUGGCCUCCCUGAUAUUGCUUGACUAUCAUCAGAACAAGUUUUACUGGCAAACUGAUGAAUUCAAUAGGGCAAAUAUUUAAUUCCCAUCAGUACUUCUUCUGAUAGGUUCAUAAGCCAUUGGAAAACUGCCAUCCAUGGUCUCUUUUUUCAGAACUAGUACUCUGAUAUUUGUUUCAUUACACAAAAUGUAAGACACUUCUUUAUUCCUUCCAGCUUUCUUUAUAGUGUAUUGUCACUUUACUGCCUGCUAAUUUUUGCUUUUUUUCCUUCCCAUACUACACCAUGGACUAAAAAUAUAUAUUCCUCUUCUUAAAGAUACCUAAGAUACAUUUAUAUGACUUGUCUUAUCUGUAAAGUAUUCUACUUAUUUGUUGA
Cyanistes caeruleus (blue tit) is the source of this 2471-nucleotide messenger RNA. Lineage: Eukaryota; Metazoa; Chordata; Aves; Passeriformes; Paridae. The record is from RefSeq and is a predicted model, not a curated record.